Drosophila sulfurigaster albostrigata is the source of this 1893-nucleotide messenger RNA. It is a transcript of the gene Fic, whose product is annotated as protein adenylyltransferase Fic. The record is from RefSeq and is a predicted model, not a curated record. The coding region runs from base 292 to 1665 and encodes 457 amino acids. Lineage: Eukaryota; Metazoa; Arthropoda; Insecta; Diptera; Drosophilidae. The transcript has 4 exons. Gene Ontology annotation, molecular function: protein binding.
UUUUAAAUUAAGAAAUAACUAUUUAAAUAUUCAUUUUUUAUUAUUCAAGUUGCACCUGCUGCUCUACCAUCUAUUGUGAAUAUAGUAUUUUGUGGUAUGCUUUUUCGGUAUUCUUAAGAAAUACGGUCACGCUAUUAGUAUCAAUCAAAUACGUGGUUUUGUUUAUCCAAGCUGUAUGUUUGUUGCUUUAGUACGCCCACAAAACAGCUGAAAUGCAUUCGCGUUGCCAAGUGUACAAAAUUUAUGUAAAACAUAAACAUCUCCACAACUAAACGAGGCCACAAACAACAAAUGGUUAUGGCGACGACAGAGGCAACGACGCCACAGCCAAAGGAGCCAACGUUUCAUUUAACAUAUCGUUUUGCGUUGUUCUUCAUUGCCGGCAGUGUGGCUGCAUUUGCCUUCCACGCGCUCACCUCGAAUAGCUCCCCAUGGCGGCAAUUGCAUCAUCUUCCCGCAGCGCAUUACUUACAGACACGCGACGAGUUCGCCGUGUAUUCGGUGGAUGAGCUGAAUGCAUUCAAAGAGUUCUACGACAAAAGCAUCAGUGACAGUGUUGGCGCCAGUUUCUCGGAAGCAGAACAAACCAAUAUUAAAGAGGCUAUGGGUGCACUGCGUCUUGCCCAAGAAAUGUACAGGUCGGGUAAGGAUGACAAGGCUUUGCGACUCUUCGAGCACGCUCUUGCCCUGGCGCCCAAACAUCCCGAAGUGCUGUUGCGUUACGGUGAAUUCCUGGAGCACAAUCAACGCAACAUUGUGCUGGCGGAUCAAUACUAUUUCCAAGCGCUUAGCAUUAGCCCCAGCAACACAGAGGCUUUGGCCAAUCGUCAACGCACUGCCGACGUCGUUCAAUCGCUGGACGAGCGUCGUCUGCUCUCAUUGGAUGAGAAACGUGAUGCGUUGUCCGGCAUCCAUGAAACCAAUGCGGCGCUACGUCGCGCCAAGAAAGAGGCAUACUUCCAGCAUAUCUACCACUCAGUGGGUAUCGAGGGAAACACCAUGACGCUGGCCCAGACGCGGUCAGUACUGGAAACUCGCAUGGCUGUCGAUGGCAAGUCCAUCGAUGAACACAACGAAAUUCUGGGCAUGGAUCUGGCCAUGAAGUACAUUAAUGCCAGCCUCGUACAAAAAUUGGAAAUUACGCUGAAGGACAUUUUGGAGCUACAUCGCCGUGUUCUGGGCCAUGUUGAUCCCAUCGAAGGCGGUGAGUUUCGUCGCAAUCAAGUCUAUGUGGGUGGCCAUGUGCCACCUGGUCCAGGAGAUUUGGCGCUGCUUAUGCAACGCUUCGAGCGGUGGCUUAACUCGGAGCACAGCAAUUCGUUGCAUCCAGUCAGCUAUGCUGCUCUUGCCCACUAUAAACUGGUGCACAUUCACCCCUUCAUCGAUGGGAAUGGACGGACCUCUCGUCUCCUUAUGAACACGCUGCUCAUGCGCGCUGGUUACCCGCCCGUCAUCAUUCCCAAGCAGCAGCGCAGCAAAUACUAUCAUUUCCUUAAGCUGGCCAACGAGGGCGACAUUCGACCCUUUGUGCGUUUCAUAGCCGAUUGCACUGAGAAGACGCUGGACUUGUAUUUGUGGGCAACCAGUGAUCUGCCCCAGCAAAUACCCAUGCUCAUCCAAGCGGAGAGCGAUAGCGGGGGAAAUAGCCAAGCUGCAAUCGUAUAGCACCGUCUAUGAGACGGCUACAGAUUCAGGGUUGAGUUCAGAUCCUGGGUCUGGUUCUGGAUCCGAUUCUGGUUCUGGUUCCAGUGGCAACGGAACUCCCUGACACUGCUCCAGUAAUUGGUUGCUCAAGCUAGUUAGCCAAUUGUAUUUUGUAUAUUAUGUGUGCUAGUUUCAAUUCUGUGUAUAUUUCUUAUUUAUUCAACAACAAAUCCGUUUGUCAGACUGUGA